AUGAUGAAGACUACUCCAACAACUGUUGCCCCCGCCUCUACUACAGAUGAUUCUGCGAAUCAACAUUUGGAUUGUGUUGAAGAUAAUUUAAUAUCAAAUUUCUCCACAUCCGAAGCGGAAUCAUCGCCAUCAUCAUUUUCCAUUAAUCGCAGGAAAUUCUUUAAUCGUAAAUCCCUCUUCGUUUCCAUAGUUGUUAUUGUAUUUUUAUUCACGCUACAAAUUGAUCUGAUACGUGGCGCCUUCGAAGAUGUCAAUAAUAAUAAGGUGAAAAUUACCAAACGUAGUUUGGAAUUGACCCAAACGAUAAAUAUGCAACGUCAGGAAUAUUUGCAAAGACAAUGUGAUACAUUGGGUUAUAGUCAACAGGAUUUAAAUGAUUUAACCGACGAACAAAUGGAUCAUAUGAUUGUGGAUAAGGAUUUUAAAUUCUUAUACUGUUAUGUGCCGAAGGUCGCCUGCACAAAUUGGAAACGUGUACUAAUGUUACUUAAAGGUAUGUGGCAAAAUGGUACAGAUCCGCUGAAAAUUCCCGGUUCACUGGCACACUCCGAUGGCAUGUUUACGAAAUUCAGUAGCCUGGAUGAAGAUGAACGGCAGAAGGUGAUGUCAGAAUACACCCGAUUUAUAUUUGUACGACAUCCAUUUGAGAGGAUCCUCUCAGCGUAUCGUAACAAAUUGGAAGGCAACGGACCGAGUACUCGAUAUUUUCAAAAACGUAUUGGCCGGCAAAUAGUACGAGGUAUACGUGUCGAUCCGAGCAAUCAUUCUCUGGAAUAUGGUGAUGAUGUUUUGUUUAGUGAAUUUGUCCAGUACCUGCUGACACCCUCAUUAAGUCUCAACAAUCAGUCAACCUAUAACGAACACUGGGAACCCAUAUCGAGACUGUGUAAUCCCUGUAUUAUGAAAUAUAAUGUCAUUGGAAAAUAUGAAACCCUUUUGGAUGAUUCCGCCUUGGCUCUCUACUUAACCGGUGCUGAUAAUGUUACAUUUCCCUCCGGCCACAAACCAUCGAAUACUCGUGCCUAUUUGCGCAAAUACUUCGAUCCAUUACCGAUCAGUGCCAUAAGGCAUUUGUAUGAAAUAUAUUCGGAUGAUUUCAAACUAUUCGAUUAUGGUUUGGAUGAUGUUUUAGGUUUUGAAUUUGGUUAAAAAUACAAAUA
This is a messenger RNA of Musca vetustissima, 1160 nucleotides long. Its product is annotated as carbohydrate sulfotransferase 13. Lineage: Eukaryota; Metazoa; Arthropoda; Insecta; Diptera; Muscidae. The transcript is spliced from 3 exons. Bases 1 to 1149 code for a protein of 382 amino acids. Gene Ontology annotation, biological process: carbohydrate biosynthetic process. Gene Ontology annotation, molecular function: sulfotransferase activity. Gene Ontology annotation, cellular component: membrane. The record is from RefSeq and is a predicted model, not a curated record.